CGCACAACAGGCUUUCGCCCUGAACAAAUUUAGGUUUAGUUUCAUUAGAGCCUGCAUCGUGUCCAGUAGUGUGUUCCAGACACAAAGCGAUGUAUCUCCUUAGUGUAAUCGUCCUGCUGUUCGUAGCCCAGCUUAAUGUAGAAUCGAAACAUGUUGUGAAGACAUAUGAAUAUUGCCGUGGUGGUUACUGUGUGCCGAAACAUUUCUGCCCUACUGGAACAACCGAUGAGUUACCAAUUCUCGGACAAAAUGGCCUCCAAAUAACGCUACGGGUUAAUGAAGAGAAUGAAUGUGGAGAUUUCAUGAUGAUCUGUUGCAAGAAAUCCGAAAGACGUCCGAACGAUGAGUGUGGAAUAUCUAAUCCUCAAGGACUAGUGUACAACGUGGAAUCAAAUCUAACGUACGCGAAGUAUGGAGAGUUUCCUUGGACUGUGGCCAUUUUCCAAAAAUCAUCCGAGUCCGAUUCUCCUGAACUGACACACGUAGGCGGAGGCACCCUCAUACAUCCAAGGUUUGUCCUGAUGGCGGCUCAUACGUUGAAAGAUUCCCAUCGAUAUGUAGCUCGGUUUGGAGAGUGGAACAUGAAAUCAAACUUUGAGUUACAUCCAACACAGGAUAUUGAAAUAAAGAAAUACAUCUUGCACCAGCUGUAUAGGGAGUCUACACUCAGCAACGAUAUAGCUCUUGCCGUUCUGGAAAAGAGAGUAGCCUACUCGGAACACAUUCGACCCAUUUGUCUGCCAAGAGCACAAGACGUAUUUGAUAGUCAACGAUGCAUCGCGACCGGAUGGGGGUUCGAUAUAAGAACUGGGAAGCCACCAUCCAUUAUGAAGCGUAUGGAAAUGAACGUUAUCCCGCGGGCACGUUGUGAGAUGAUAUUUAGCGAGUUGCGUAUUAAAUAUCAGCUGCAUACCAGUGUUAUGUGUGUUGAAGCAGCGAAGGACCAGAACACGUGUUUCCGGGACGGCGGCUCACCUUUAGCCUGUCAAAGGGACGAUGGGUCUUACGUUUUGGCUGCGAUAGCUUCCUGGGUGGUGUAUUGUGACCAAUUAGAUUUUCCAGGAGGUCAUGUGAAUGUUGCGAAAUUUGCUUCCUGGAUACACGGCACGAUUGCAAUAAAUGAAGGAUUGCAUGAUGAUGAAGAAAGCAAUAAUUCGAAAAAUGUAGAUGAUCAAAUGGAAGUGGCGCCACUGCAAAUGCAAUAGCAGAUAUUACAUUUCUUAUCAUACUUUUACGGACUAAGGACGUCUAAUUUCUGAAAAAAUAAAAGUUGUAUAUUUUUUAUGGAUUUUUAUGGAAAUAAACUAAUCGCUGAAAUAAAGUUGCUGU
This is a messenger RNA of Anopheles funestus (African malaria mosquito), 1329 nucleotides long. RefSeq names its product phenoloxidase-activating factor 2-like. Gene Ontology annotation, molecular function: serine-type endopeptidase activity. NCBI's taxonomy places the organism in Eukaryota, Metazoa, Arthropoda, Insecta, Diptera, Culicidae. The record is from RefSeq and is a predicted model, not a curated record. Bases 90 to 1205 code for a protein of 371 amino acids. The transcript is spliced from 4 exons. Gene Ontology annotation, biological process: proteolysis.